CGCCGCCGCCGCCGCCGCCGCCCCGCUCCGCCGCCGCCGCACACCACCCCGGUGAAACACGAAAUAAUCCACAUAAAUAAGACUUUGAUUGGUGUUGUGUGUGAGUGUGUGUAGUGAGUGAGCGGGAGAUGUCGUGCUUCGGAGCCAGCUGUGUGCUGAUCCCCGACUAGUGAAGUGAAGUGAUGAUGUGACUGCCGCCGGCCACGCGCCACCGUCACCAUGCUGCCCACUAAUGUCAUGUCCUUUAUGAAAAAGAUGGUGGCGACCGAGGAGUCGGCGGGCGCGGCGCCGGGGCAGGCGGACAGCCCGGGCACGUUCGGCAAGCUGCGCCAGACGCUCUCCUCCUCGCUGCUCACCGCGCAGGACAAAGUAACAAAGCUGGGUCCGCGCGGCACCCCCGAGAUCCCCGCGGAGCCCGCGCCCACGCCGCCGCCCGCGCAGCCGCCGCCCGCGCCCACAGCCAAGACGGAACGAGAGGCGGGCAAGGCGCCGUCGCGCGCGGGCGCGUGCCGCGUGUGCCUCAAGGCGCUGAAGCCGGGCGAGGUCACGCACACGUGCAACGGCUGCCAGCACCGCGUGUGCGAGGACUGCUCCUCCUACUCCAAGCCCACCAGUGACGAUGAGUCGAACUCCUGGCGCUGCUCAGUGUGCCGGCGCAAGGCCGCACCGCGUCUGCCGCCCGCCGCCCAAGACAGCACGGACUCUCUUCUCGACGUGCCAGUACUGGACUCGCUUCAGCGGCGGCACUCCGAGGCACGGCUGGGAGGGGGCAGCUCCAGCACCGCCCUGGCGCCGCCGCGGUCUCCGGAGCUGAGAAGACACUCGGACGUCUCGCCCGCGUCGUUGAAAGAGCUUGAGAAGUUAAAGGGCGGCGGGUCGAAGACGCCCGAGACGGGGGAGUCGCGGCGGCCCAGCGCGGCCGUGGUGUCGCCCGUGCGCCGCCGCUCCAUGCGCAUGCCGCGGCAGAGGUCCUGUGAUGAAGACAAGCCUGAUGCCCCGCCGGCCGCCGGGCUGGGCGCUCCGGCUAUUUCUAGAAGGGCGUCAGCAGUGGACGUGCUGGGAGGCGGCGGCGGCGGGUCGCGGCGGCCGUCGUACCGCGCGCCCGAUGACGCCGCCGACGCCGCGCCGCAGAUAGCCGGCCUCAGCGUGGACGAGGACCGCCCCAUACGACGCAGGGGUAGCCAACUGCCAGACAUAGCAGCCUUGCAGCAGCGGACGAGCGCGCUGGGAGCCAUGUCCGGGCUGGCGCCGCGCGGGUCGGACGCGUCAUCAGAGCCGUCAGCCGCCUCCAUCGCCGCCGCGCGACAGAUGUCCGUGGACGCUGAGGCCAUCAAGAUCGUCAUACAUGAUGUGGACGACCGCAACCCCAGGCGGGUCACGCUGCGACGCGACCCUAAUGAUAAGGGACAUCGAUCUCGCGGGUUUGGUAUGCGCGUGGUGGGAGGCAAGCCAGACGCCUCUGGGCGUCGCGAGGCAGUCAUCGUGUGGACUGUCCCUGGUGGUCCCGCGGACUUGGCUGGGCUACAGCAGGGAGAUAAAGUGCUCGAGUGGGCCGGCGUGCCUCUAACAGACCGCAGCUUCGAGGAGGUGUGCGCGGUGGUGGAGCACAGCGUGGAGAGCCGCGGGGACAGUGUCGAGCUGCUGGUGUGCUCGCCGCCGCCCGAGGACCACGCGCCGCCGCCCGGCCAGCACCCGCCCUCGCUGCUGUUCGAACCGGAAACCGACAAAUCACCAUCGUCGCCGACUCGACGGAAAUUGCCGAAAACCCCGGAGCAGGACCGGCUGGAGCGGCUGGCGCGCGAGCGGCCGGCGGCGCGCGCGCAGCUGCAGGUGUGGUUCGAGGGCGAGCUGCGCAAGCUGGUGGUGGUGCUGAUCGCCGCCGACGACCUGCCGCCGCGCGACCACACGCUCGGCUACGGCGACGAGCCGGAGGCCUUCGCUAGGAUACGCCUGCUGCCCUCGCUUGAGAGCUGCCCCCCCGUGGAGACGGACCCGGCGUCGGCGUCGUGCAGCCCGGUGUGGAACGCCACGCUCGGCUUCGGCGGGCUCACGGCCGACCUCAUCGCGGGCCGCGCGCUCGAGCUCACGCUGUGGGACGCCUGCCCCGGCAUCGACCCCGUGCUCAUCGGGGAGUGCACGAUGGAAAUCGAGAAGGCAUUCGCAGAAGAACGCGCGGUGUGGUGGACUCUCGAGGAACGUGGAGGUACGCGCUCAGCCAACGCUUCCCCGCGUGGUUCGUUGACUGGAGCCAGAGCCUUACGACGAGGUGACUUUGCGUCGCAGCGUUCUGUCUCCGAUGACGUAGACUCGAUCGGCGAGUGCGCGUCGCUGCUGCACCCGGACCACGCGUGGGUGGGCGGCUCGCGGCGCGGCUCCAGCCAGUCCGAGACGCUGGAGGUGGAGGUCUACCAGCUGGGCAAGGACUUCUCGCGCUCGCUGCCCGGCUCCCGCCGCUCCUCCUUCCAGCAAGCGGAAAAAGAGCUGGCGGCGGCGGAGGCGGCGUCGCGGCGCACGGAGCGGCGGCGGUCGUCGUGCGCACGCCGGGACCCGGACGACAUCCUGCGCAGCCUGCGCGCCGUGAAGGGCGAGCUGGGCCGCACGCUCUCGCUCUCCGGCUCCACCGCGCGCCGCACGGCGACGGGGCGCAAGGGCAGCAUGUGGGCGGCGGUGCCGGCGGCGGCGGCGGCGGCGGCGGCGGGCGACGCGGACGACGCCGAGGUGGCGCUGGGCCCGGGGCAGCUGCCGCCGCGGCACGCGCACCUGCCGCCGCUGCACGCCGAGAUCAACAUCAGCAUCAUCAUGAUCAAGGGACAACUCGAGCUCGAGGUGUCGCACGCGCGGCGCGUGUACGGCGUGAACGGCGAGGUGCCCGACUCGUACGUGAAGUGCUACCUGCGCGACGGCGACAAGUGGCUGCACAAGCGCAAGACGCGCAUCGUGCGCCGCACCACCGAGCCCAAGUUCAAGCAGACCCUCAAGUACCAGGCCAGCGAAGCGCUCGGGCGCACGCUGGUGGUGAUGCUGUGGCAGCGCUGCGGCGGCUUCGAGCACAACCUGGCGCUGGGCGGCGCCGAGAUCUGCCUCGACAAGCUCACCCUCCCGCAGCGCACCUACGGCUGGUACCCGCUGUUCGCCGCCACCUCGCUCUCCGCCGCCGACGAGUCGCCCGACUGAUCACGCGAGCCGUCGCCCGACCGGCUUGAAGACCGCUAGCGGACGACGGCUUUCCAAACCCGCCCAACAACACUAGUGCAGGCUCAUUCAAACUUUACGAAUACGAUAUGUUCGAACGCUGCCGUUUCAUCGCCAGCUUUAUAAUAUAAAUAUCGAGAUUAUCAUGACACCGACCUUCUUAUUCGUAAAACGAGAGUCUGCCUGCCUCUCUAUCGUCAUCGCAACUGUAAAUACAUCCAAGAAAAGUAUUGAUCCGGAAAGAUUUGUACAGGGGCUGGACCCGAUGUGACACCAUCAUUUAGAAAGUAGUUUCAUGACAAGGAGCUUAAAGAGGUUGCGUCUCUUUUUAAUUUAAUUAAAUGUAUUUGUAGCGAAUUUUAUAUAUCCCGUGUAACCUACAUUGUAAUCGUAUAUCUGGAAACCCACUUUAGCUAGUUUUUCAUAUAGUUUAAAACUUCUACACAGCAUGAUGUGUGAAAUAAUACUAUGUAUAUCAAGCCACCGAACUUAUACACAAAAUAUGAACUAAGUACCCUUUAAUAGGGUUUGGUGUCCCUAAGCCUCUCAUAAACAUCCGCAUGUUACGUAAUACGAAAAUAGAUAUGAUUUAACUUGUCGAACUAUCAAGUAUUUUUUGAGUAUACUCAAUACCACUGCCGAAAACUACGAGCUGUCAUAACACUAAAAACAAAUAAGAAAUCCUUGACACCGUCGUAUUGGCCCGUGGCACGUAACAUGUACCACCACUAGGUAUACAUUUUCACAUACUGUAUAGUUGUAUUGUAUACCUUUCAGAAUAUCUUCUAGAAAAUAUGUAAUUGUUUUCUUGUUGUAUGUAUAAAAUAUUUAUUUAUUUUAAUCGUAGCAUACUCGGAUUUGUUUGAUAUUCUAGUUGCUCAUAACAUUACGCCAA
This is a messenger RNA of Plutella xylostella (diamondback moth), 4087 nucleotides long. RefSeq names its product regulating synaptic membrane exocytosis protein fife (gene Fife). Gene Ontology annotation, cellular component: cytoskeleton of presynaptic active zone; presynaptic membrane. Gene Ontology annotation, molecular function: small GTPase binding; transmembrane transporter binding. The record is from RefSeq and is a predicted model, not a curated record. Gene Ontology annotation, biological process: regulation of membrane potential; positive regulation of synaptic transmission; calcium ion-regulated exocytosis of neurotransmitter. NCBI's taxonomy places the organism in Eukaryota, Metazoa, Arthropoda, Insecta, Lepidoptera, Plutellidae.